This is a messenger RNA of Erigeron canadensis, 1239 nucleotides long. RefSeq names its product mitochondrial uncoupling protein 5-like. Gene Ontology annotation, molecular function: antiporter activity; thiosulfate transmembrane transporter activity; succinate transmembrane transporter activity. The record is from RefSeq and is a predicted model, not a curated record. The transcript has a single exon. Gene Ontology annotation, biological process: oxaloacetate transport; thiosulfate transport; phosphate ion transmembrane transport. The coding region runs from base 243 to 1163 and encodes 306 amino acids. Lineage: Eukaryota; Viridiplantae; Streptophyta; Magnoliopsida; Asterales; Asteraceae.
CCCAAAAUACUGCUACUUGUACUCAUGUUUCCGUUACUUGUUCAACUUUCCCCAAAAACGCAUCAUUUCCACACUCCUUUCAUUGUAUCAUAUGUCUCACGGACCAAACAUCCCCCCAUUUCACUUCACACCCAUCAACCCAAAUCACUUUAAUUCAUAAAAAUACAUUUUUAUUCUUUUUUAAAACCCAAUCUUUUUUUUUUCUUUCUGAUUUUUUAAAUUCUGUUCCAAAGUUUUAACCAAUGGGAGUUAAAGGAUUUAUUGAAGGUGGAAUAGCAUCAAUAGUAGCCGGAUGCUCUACCCACCCACUUGAUCUGAUCAAGGUGCGGAUGCAGUUACAGGGCGAAAACCAGCCCGUUCGAGCUGCAUCCGCACCGGGUGGGAGCAUCAACGUCUCUGGGCCUCCACGAGUGGGGCCCAUUGGAGUCGGGAUGCAGAUCAUCAAGCAAGACGGGGCAAGAGCCUUGUUCUCUGGUGUAUCUGCCACCGUUCUCCGUCAAACGCUUUAUUCCACCACUAGAAUGGGUCUUUAUGACAUGAUGAAAAAAAAAUGGACAGAUCCUGAAACUGGAAACAUGCGGCUGUGGAAAAAGAUUGGUGCCGGGUUGAUCGCUGGUGGUAUAGGGGCUGCGGUUGGGAACCCCGCGGAUGUGGCAAUGGUCCGUAUGCAGGCAGACGGAAGGCUCCCAGCUGCCCAACGUCGUAAUUACCAAAGCGUCGUUGACGCUAUAUCACAAAUGGCAAAAAACGAAGGGGUUGGGAGCCUAUGGCGCGGUUCAUCUCUAACAGUGAACCGCGCCAUGUUAGUGACUGCCUCACAGUUGGCAUCCUAUGAUCAGAUCAAGGAAACUAUACUAGAAAAAGGUGUAAUGAAAGAUGGGCUUGGAACCCAUGUGACCGCAAGUUUUGCUGCAGGGUUCGUGGCUUCGGUUGUCACGAACCCCAUAGAUGUGAUUAAAACCCGAGUCAUGAAUAUGAGAGUGGAGCCGGGAAAGGCUCCGCCUUAUACGGGCGCAACUGACUGCGCCCUACAAACUAUACGAUCGGAAGGUCCAAUGGCGCUUUAUAAAGGUUUUAUUCCUACGAUAUCAAGGCAGGGACCAUUUACAGUUGUUCUGUUUGUUACACUAGAACAAGUCCGAAAAUUACUAAAGGAUUUCUAAAUUUAGUUGAUGAUGACGAUAUACUCAUGUGUUUUUGGUAUUGGCAGAAUAAAAGUUCCCAUAAUUUAUGGUUUUA